UCAGUUGAAGGUUGAUUUUGUCUCGCAUAAUGAGUAAGUAGUACAGUGAUUAUUGUUCAGUAUCUGUCCAUAAAGUCUUCUACAUGCCUUAGAUCGAAACCCACCAGCCAUGAGCAUAGUUCGUGAAACACCAAUCACCAACAACCACGAUACCCGAUAACCCGAUACUAACGAAAUCGUCGCUAUCAAUAUCUGAGGGGCAGUCAUGAGACAAACAAUAAAUGAAAUCCAUUGCACACAUUAACCCCGAUGAAGAAUAUCUUUUAUGACAAGUUUUACACAGUUUGUAGAUACUUGGUGAAUCUUAACACAUUGUGAUGGAUAAAUCUUUCACUCCAUGUUCUUAAUUUUCGGUUGUUAUUAUUUUUUUGAAUGAUCUGUUUUAUCUUUAUCGAUUUUUCUUUACUUCACGUUUCUCUUUUUUGCUUUUGAUCCUUUGUGUUCCUUUGCUUUGUUUUAAUUUGCUUUCAUGCCUUUGUUAUGCAUGUUUUCUGUUCCCUUUCUUCCAUUUCCUUUUGUUCCUUUUCCUUUCCUUACUUUUCCUUUUCUUUCCUUUGUUCAUACAUUUCCUUCCUUUUCUUUGUUCCAUUUCUUUUCCUCCCCUUCCAUUUCUCUUCCCUUCCUUUUCUUUUCUUUCUUUGCUUUUGCAUACUUUCCUUUCCUUUCUUACCAUUUCCCUCCUUCCUCUUCCUUUGUAUUGCUUUCUUUCCUUUCCCUUCCUUCCAUUUCUUUCCAUUUCCUUCCCUCUCCCUACCUUCCAUUUCCUAUCCUUUCCUAUCCCUUUCAUUUCAUUUUCUUUGCUUUUCUUUCUUCUACUUCCCACCCAUCCCCUUUUAUUCCUUUUAAUAUGCUACUAUGUUACUCCUUGCUGAUCUGACCCUAACCUAUCCUAACAUUUCCUUACCUAAGUAUAGAAAACUAUGAAACCAGCUGUAUUCCAAAACUCUCUUAUCCCGACCCCAACCCAUAAUUUUCCUGGACCACUUCUAUUCUACUCUAUUCCAUCUUACACUUUAUUUGAUCCCAUCCUACUCUGCUCAUUCUAAAUAAACACAUUGAAAUCUACAAAGCUGACAGUUGUUUUGUCAUUAUUGUGGCUCAUGAGAACAGCACAACAUUACAAAUCCCCUUCAACAUCCUACUUCUCCUAUCUAUUCCCAUCCUUUUGACCUCUUUAGCUUGUAUGCUUUGUUUUUCCAAUACAGUUCAUGUGAUAAUACUCUACAAAACUGUUUCUUUCAAAUUCUGGCUUAUUUAUACAUAUAUCCACACAUAAUUUAUGAAAAGACAAAGGGCCAAGUUCCCCUUGGACCUCUAUUCCAUACCCUUCUAUAUCAUCCCUACCCAUCACCCCUCCUAUUUCAUUCCCUGCUUCUCUUUUUUAUUCUUAACCCUUUUCAUCCUCUCUCAUCCCAUCUGAUUCUAGUCUAAUCCUUGUCUGUCUCUCUGUCAUGCCAAUGCACCCCACCCCAAGCUACAACAUCUCUCAUCCCAUCUGAUCCUUGUCUGAUCCUUGUCUGUCCAUCAUGCCAAUGCACCCCACCCCAAGCUACAACCUGUCUCAUCACAUCUGAUCCUUGUCUGAUCCUUGUCUGUCCAUCAUACCAAUGCACCCCAUCCCAAGCUACAACCUGUCUCAUCCCAUCUGAUCCUUGUCUGAUCCUUGUCUGUCCAUCAUACCAAUGCACCCCAUCCCAAGCUACAACCUCUCUCAUCCCAUCUGAUCCUUGUCUAUCCAUCAUGCCAAUGCACCCUAUCCCAAGCUACAACCUCUCUCAUCCCAUCUGAUCCUUGUCUAUCCGUCAUGCCAAUGCACCCUAUCCCAAGCUACAACCUCUCUCAUCCCAUCUGAUCCUUGUCUAUCCGUCAUGCCAAUGCACCCUAUCCCAAGCUACAACCUCUCUCAUCCCGUCUGAUCCUUGUCUAUCCGUCAUGCCAAUGCACCCCAUCCCAAGCUACAACCUCUCUCAUCCCGUCUUAUCCUUGUCUGAUCCUUGUCUGUCCGUCAUUCCAAUGCACUCCAUUCCAAGCUACAACAUCUCUCAUCCCAUCUUAUGGUCAUCACCAUCAUCAUCAUUGUUCUCCUCCUCAUAAUUGACCGAUGCCUUUCUUAACCAAAGAUUCAAAUCUGGAAAGCUGUAAGUGUAAUAAGCAUUUUGUCAUAACUGGGACAAGAGGGAUAAGGAUAGGAAAAGUAGUUGGUGCCUGUGGUAACAACAUUUCAAGUAAUUAAUAACUCUACUUAUUCUAGCCAAAAAGCCGAUAUAAUAAGUUACUAAUGAAGGUUUUUCCUCAGGUUUUAAUUUGAUUCAGCCAUCGCUGAUUCAGCAGUUGAAAAAAAUCUUAGACCAGUACCCAGAUGAUGGACAGAUUCUAAAGGUGAGGCAAAGGUUAUUAAGAGGUUUUAAUCUCAACUCAUCAGCCACCAGCUUGACAUGAAAGAUUACUUAACAUAACAAUCAUGCCUUCUCCCAAAGAGGUUGAAUUGUGAAACAUUUGGUAGCAAACCUCUUUCACGUCAUGAUGACAGAUCGAGUAGAUGUUAGUUUUUUUUAUAGCGGGGGCGCGGUUGGUCUCUUGUGAAAGAAAAAAUGUAUCAGAUGUUCGUUUUUUCCCCUCUUCUCCAAAAAAUCAAAACCGCGUGAUGGUAGGUUCGAAAGUAAGUUGUCUUUUGUUGUAACGUAAAUUAAUUCCGCUACAUCUUUAAAUGUAUUUAAAAACAUCUAAUGAACACUUGGUUGGGUUUAUUCGUAUCAGGAGCUCAUUCAAAAUGCGGAAGAUGCUGGUGCAAGUCAAGUUAAAUUUCUGCAUGACCGACACAGCUAUGGAAAAGAGAAACUACACAGUAACGAACUUGCUAAGUUUCAGGUCAGUCUACUGCCUACCUACCAAUGUACUUUAAAAUCAGUUAAUAAAUAAGAGAAUUUAUCAAUUAGUAUUAAUGUGUAACGGUUUCAUAAGAGCCCUGGCCCUAUUUGACAACGUUAUUUAAAGCCAAAGACGUCAUAUAAGGGAAUUCUAAUAAGGCAAAAAAAAAAUUCAAAAAUGCUUUUUGAGUGCAGUUUAUGUACUUAUUUCACGUCUAAAUAAGAGAAAUGUUUAACGCACGACUACCCGCAAGCGCCUUUAAAGAGUAACCUUUGUUAUGGGAAGAAAUAGCAGCUCGAUGCAUGAAGUUUUCGAGUAAAUGCGAUUUAUUUAGUCGAAGUCUUCACUCUAGCUUGCGAAUGCGUGUUUGCAAGCAAAUUAUCAUUCCGUUUGCCUUUUAUUUUCGACUGCUUGAAAACAUGGUGCAGCAAAACGAACGACUCCAUUGUUCUCUCAGUUACAGAACUGUUGCUAUUUUUAAAUCAGCUAUCUAACUGUAAAUCCAAUAUUCUUAACAGGGGCCAGCACUUUAUGCUUACAACAACGCCGAGUUUAAGCCCAGUGAUUGGGAAGGCAUCAGAAUGCUUUGUGAGAGCAAAAAGGUCAAGGAUCCAAUGAAAGUGGGUCGUUUUGGCCUGGGCUUCAAGUCGGUUUUCCAUGUUACAGGUAGUUAUUUCUUUCUUUUAAUAGAAAAACUAGCCACCACGAAACAUGCAUUAAUUUCAAUUUAUACACCAAUACAUUCUAAAAUGGCAAAGUCAGAAGCUACAAUUUGACAAUAAUACAAGAAUAUUUUCAACCUAAAAUCGGCAGAAAAAUAAGAAUAUUUAGCCUGGCCCUUAAAAACAACAUUUUUUUCUUUUCUUUUCUUUUCUUUUUUUUAAAGGGUACUUUUUUUCAAUACACUACAAUAGAAUAGAACAAAAUAGAAUAUUAGAAUAAUUCUUCAUUUAAACACGGUAAAAUUCAUCAGGAGUAUAAAAAAACUUUUUAAUAAACUUAACUACCCUAAACAAUAUGCAAAACUGUCUACGACUAACCUAACUAAGACCUGUUUUUCAUGAAUGUGUCGUGUACACAGUACUUGAAAACUCAGCAAUUCAGAUGAGCCAAUCGUUUAAAUUGACCUCUCUCAUAUCACAGGGCAGGCUGUUACGGAGAACUGCUCCGCUAUAACUGAAGCUGUUCUUCAUGAAGUUAGUUCGUAGGAACGGGACAAUAGGCAAGUUUCGUAUUCCCAGACGGCCCUGGGACGAGCCCUUGUUUUGCGCGAAACCGAGGCUAAUGCGGGUAACUUCUCACCGAGAAGACAAGCAAACAUAUGAAAACUGCGGCUGAGUUAGCGAGAAAAGCUAAAUUUGAAACGUUAAAAGGUUUUGUGGGUCUCAAAACUCACUUACAGGAUUGAGAAAUCAUUGUUUCAAACAGCAAAAAGGAAAAUCAGCGAGCCAUCACUAAGAAACAUAACGAGCAUAACCAGAAAUUGAUCAAAAUAGUGGUCGGUUAGUGAGUUUAAGUAAGAAUGCGAAGAUGGUUUCAAAAUCCUUAAACAAGGUUAUACCCUGAAGACAUUUUAAUGUUUUUUUUUUUAAGUGAUGGUUAAAACUUUUUUAAGCCGCACCUUCCAUUGAAGUGUACGUACUUGUCGAAAGCCUGCAAGUUAAACUGAAACCUUCCUUUUAAUUGACAUUUUUUUUAACGGGGCGAAUGCAAAAUCUUAUGUAUUUGAAAUAAAUAAACCGACGGAGCAGACUUUUUUUCAUAAAUUCCUUGCACUGUAAGAAAAUUAAAUCGGUGUAAACGAAGAUGAUUAAAACCCGUAUUAGUUUAUUUAUACAUAAGCUUACAUUUAGCUUACAUUAUUUAUCAAAAUAUUCAGUCACAUCAAGAAAAACGUACGCACCUUUCACUCGACAAGAACUUGAACACAGAGUUUUAUACAAAAGAUAUACUGAGCAGUUUAAACUCCAUUUUACAGAUGUACACAAGAGUUAGAUAGAUUACUAAGAAGUAAGAAAAUUAAAGGGAAUAAAAUAUUGUCAUUUUAACAAACUUUACCCUUGUCAAGUUUACUUCGUCUUUUGGCUUCGUCGCUUUUUUCUUUCUUCUGUUAAGUACGAUCAGCUUUUCCCACAAUUUUGUUGUUUGCAACAGAUAUCCCUUUGGCUUACUGGUAAAGUUUAAGCUUUGAAAUCUGACUUUUUUGAGAUUUCUAUCAUUUUCCAGCGACUCCGCGGCAAAUUGCCCAUGUUUGUUUUUGUUUUUGUAAAGAUGUUGACCCGCAUUAGCCUCGCAGUCGUGCUUGUCCCAGGGCCGUCGGCGAGUUCGGAACUUGCCUAUUAUUUUGUUAACAGAGUUCCCUAGGGAGAAGCGCGUUUCAUAUCGUUAACAAAUUUAGAGGAUAAAUAUCCUGGAACAAGAUCAUUUAAAGACUUGUAAACCAUAAGGGCUUUUUGUAUUUGAAACUGAGUGCUCAAGUCUUUCCAUUUAAGUUGUCUAAAUAAGCGUUUCGCAUCAGCAUCAUAUCUAGUAAAGGUUAGAACACGAGCAGCACGGUUCUGAAGCUUCUGUAGCCUGUCAAACAAAGUUUUUCCACAAUUACCCCAGACAAUAUUACAAUAAUCGAACAGACAUUGAACGAGAGCGUUGUAUAUACAAUGGAGAGUAGGCGUUGGAACAAAAUCUCUAAUCCUUUUAAUUGCUCCUAUCCCGGAAGUGAUUUUAUUAGUUAAUUUAUCGAUGUGCGUUUGCAACCGUAGAUUUUCAUCAAUAAAUAUUCCAAGAGAUUUUUCUGUCGGAACAUUAUCAGUCGAGAGUUCGGGUUGGCUCGACAAAGUACUCAAUUUUUGUUUUGACCCAAUUAGCAUAAAUUCAGUUUUAGCAGUGUUCAAAGUAAGUUUGUUGGAAAUAAGCCAUUUGUUUAGAUUGCCUAAAUCGUGAUUCAGAUUUAAUGGUGUUGAAUUCACAUCAACAGCUGCAUAAGUGAUGUGUGUGUCAUCAGCAUACAUUCUAGGCUGGCAUGAAGUUAGGCAGUUUGGCAAAUCGUUGAUGUAAAUAAGAAAUAAAAGGGGACCAAGAAUUGUUCCCUGAGGUACCCCGCCUUUUAGAGAACAGAUGCUAGAAAGGGAACCAUUAACGAGACAUCGUUGUGUACGAUUUGUCAAAUACGAUCUAGACCAAUCGAGAGCAAUUCCUUGUAUUCCGUAAAGGUUCAUUUUAGAUAAUAAGAUAUCAUGAUCAACAGUGUCAAAUGCCUUUUUUAAAUCGAGAAAAACCACAGCAUUAACAUUACCAGCUUAAAGGAGAGCAGUUACAGUUAAGAGAAAAAGAGCGAAAGCCCGAUUGAUGUGUAGAAAUGAUAUCUUCAUUGCUCAAAAAAUUAUACAAUGUGGUCAUAAACAAUCCUUUCGAAAACUUUAGCUAUAACGGAAAUGACUGAAAUAGGUCGAUAAUUAUUUAGAUCAGAUGCCCCCCUUUGCUUAAACGACGGAGUAACCCUAGCACAUUUCCAAUCGUCUGGAAAUAUACCAGAGAGCAAAGAUUUAUUAAAGAGAUCACAGAGAGAAAUUGAAAUCAGAUCUGUAGAGAUAUUAUCAAGACCUGUUGAUUUGGAUCUACAUAACUUGUUUAGAUGUGAGAAAGCAAUACUACUGCUUGAAGAAGGAAAACUGAACUUGUUGUGAUUUACAUUUAUAUUAUUGAUAUAACUUGAAUCAUGAUUAUUAUUAUCAUUUGGUGGAAUUUCAUUGGCAAAGCGGGGCCCAGUUGUUGAAGAAUGGUCAUUAAAAGCAUUAGAAAGCUCACUAGAAUUAGAAAUAAUGGAACCGUUCAACCGUACAAGAGUAGCACAUGCAAUGCAAAUGACAAUAGCGUUUAAUACUGAUUAAAAUAGGUUCACUUUUUUGAUGUUAUGCUUGCUUAAGUAACAAUACUUCAUCUCUAGUUGAUACUCAUAUCACAUUCUUACUUAACCACAGAUCUACCAAGCAUCAUGAGCACCUCGCAGAUCGGCGUAAUUGAUCCACAAGAGAAAUGCUUUGGAGAAAGACGAACUGGAAACAGCUGGGACAUAAGGAAUGACCGUGACAUCAUGAACGCCAUAUCAGACCAGUUUGCGCCUUACAGGGGAGUAUUUGACUUCCCAGAGGACAUUUUCACCAGAGGCUCAUACACGGGUACUCUUUUCCGCUUUCCACUACGAACUGAGCCGUCCAGGUUAUCAGAGACUUUGUAUUCUGCCGAAAAGGUUAACGAUUUGUUCAAUGGCUUCAUGGCUGAUGCCCACUUGGUUCUACUGUUCAUGCAACAUCUUGAAAGUAUUGAACUGUACGCUCGUGACGAGUUAGAAAGCAAACCCAGAAGAAUGUUUCAAGUCAGAAUAUCCGAGGCAAGCCUUCCGUUGGUACGAGAAAGGAGAAGGAAGUUUCAAGAAACAGUACCUAGCGGUCAGCUUUUACCCCACUCAGUCCACGUCACUUAUCCAAUUACGAUUGAGGCAGUACAGUAUUGCCAAGGGGUAGAAGCAGGCAAAUUCAGUCAUUCCUUCCUUGUAACCAACUACGUUUGUGGCGGAAAGAUAUCGUCUGAAUUUCAAGCGCUUGUUGUUGAUACAAGCCUCAGCUACUUACCCUUAGUUGGCAUUGCCAUGGCAUUGCCCUCAAGCCCCCAGGAUUCCGUCCCAGAAAUUCAAGGUCACGUGUUUUGUGUCUUGCCGUUACCGGUGCAAAAGACCAGUCUAACAGGUUUGCCUGUUCAUGUGAAUGGCUUCUUUGCCCUGACUCAGAAUAGAGGUCAUAUCAAGUUUCCAACCGCAGAACAGGAAGGUCACGCUUUAACUGAUAAAUCCUUAAAAUGGAAUAAGUGUCUUUUAGAGGAGGCCAUACCCCAAGCCUAUGCCACGAUGAUUUUAGAAGCUAUCAACGACAAGAGCUUCAAUGUGCAAGCAGCGACAGUUUACCAGUAAGUAACAACUGUAAAAUACUGCAAAGCUGGGAAGUAUAUUCUGCGAGCAUAAUUCCCCGUGAUUGCUAUCCUUUUGCGGACCAAGUAGCCUCUUCUGUUUGUAACAUAUAAAUGGAAACACCCAUUUUAAAAGGCAAACAUGAUGAAACGUUAGCACAUCAUCCAUGAAACUGUAUUCUACAUAAGUUGGAAAAGUAAUUGCUCCCCGACCUCUAAGUAGUACUAAGCUAACGUUUUAAUAUUAUCACUACAAUUGUUAAAAACGUUAAAAUAUCUUAAACAAUUAUCGAAGAGCUUUGGCCAUAUAUUCCCUGCGAUCCUAGUGAUCAAAUGCACACUAGCCUUAAGGAGAGCAAUUGAAGCGACAUUCAUUAUGCUGCCUCCAAAGAAAUUGAAUUGGCCUUUGUCAUUGCUCUUAUUACCUCAACGGCUUUGAUUUAUCAUUCAUUUGAACUAUGAUGACUCAUUUGCUUUGUUACAGAGCGUGGCCAGAGAUCACACGAGUCAACCAGAAAUGGAAGAGCGUUGUUGAAUCAUUGUUUGAUAUUCUGUCAGACAAGGAAAUUAUCUACAGCAAAGUCAAUCGGGGGCAAUGGCUUCUUGUUAAAGAUGCAAUUUUCAACCAGGUACCUGAAAGACAUCUUAAAGAGCUACUUGAAAGUGUCUUGAUUGGAGCGAAUGUCCCAGUUGUCUCUGUACCUAGCCACGUGAUGGAUGCCAUCAAGUCUUUUACUGAUGCUAAGAAAAUCACCCCUAGUGUCACGAGAAAGGAAUUGAAGAAAUCUGCAGCUUGCUAUAAAAACCUUAUGAGGCAUGAAAAGCUGCGGCUUCUUCAGUUCUGUUUACAAGAUGACCAAUAUGAAGACCUUUGCGGCCUGGAGCUUUUGCCUCUCUCCAAUGGCACAUUUACCACCUUUUCAGCGCUUGCCCACGAAAUCUACAUCAGCUCCCAUGAGCAUUCUCAAGAUCUUCUACCUGGCCUAGAGCACCGCUUCUUGGAUCAAAAGUUGGAUUCGGACAUCCUUCAAGAGCUGAGUUGCGCAGCCAGACAAGGUAACACUGCUUGGAGACUCCUCUUUAUUGGCCAAACCGAAGUAUAACCGUUCCAUUUAAUGAGGGAAAGUUUUUUCAGGAUUUAUCAUUAGUGCAAAAUUUCAUGCCAUCGUCAUCAGUACCCCCUGCCGAAAUUCUUGGCACAAAUUUUCUGGUUUUGAAUAUGAUUUAAGAAUACUUAGGCUUGUUGAACGUGGUGCUAUUGCCGUGCCGAACUAAAUUUAUAGAAUUAAAUUCUACUUUAGCACGGCAAGCCUUGCUGUGCUACACGGCUGUAGCUCGACUUGGCUUCAGACGUCGUCCUACCGCCGUGCCGAACUCAGUACAUAAAUUAUAAAUACAUAAGAAUACAUUUAAAAGUUUGCCAAACCGUUUCUUUAUUUUUGUGUUUUGUUUUCGGCAACUGCCGUUGAAUUCGACUGACUUAAAUUUGACAUCUGAAACCAAGUCGUGCAAGUGUCGUGCUGCAGUCGAGCCACCUUAGCACGGCAGUAGCACGACGUUUGAAACUGGCCUUAGUUAUCCGUUUGUGACUCCUUUUUAUCCUGUUAAGCAAUGUAGAAAUUUGACCAUUUACAUUUGGAAAUGGUUAGUCUCCUUGAUAACUGUACUAGCCUAUAGUCCAGAUGAUUGAUCCAAUGUCUACCAAGCUAUCAGCACCAAUUUGGUUGUUAACAACGCCAUGAUAUUAUCUUUUAGUUGGGUUUUUGUUUUGUUUUUUUGUUAAUAUCCUUCCUUCAAAUAAUCCAGAGUCUAUGUCAGUGUUAAUAACUAUCUUACAUCAAAAGAAGUACCUGAAAACAGUAGACAAUUUUGACAGCGACAGGCGCUUCCUCUUUACGCUAAUGAUUUACUUUCAUAGAAUGCACCCAGCUACGACUUCUCUCCGAGAACGACGUGGUAGUUCUUCUUAAAGAAUCCCUCCCUUCCGACUGGAGUCAAGGAAAAACUGUUCUGUGGCACCCAGAAGACAAAAACCACAACCAUCCCCCAAGAGACUGGAUCGAGCUCAUUUGGAGAUACGUUCGCGACCAUUUCCCUACUAGGGAGAGGCUGCACCUACUUCAGAACUUUUCCUUAAUUCCAGUCAGCAUGGAACAGACAGCUGUUACUUUGAAGCCACUUGCUCAGCCUUCCACAGUCGUGAUUAAAAGCCUGGGUGGGGACAUCAUUGAUGAUGCUCUGAUACAUGUCUUGACAAAGAUGGGCGGGGUUGUCUUGACUGAUUGUCCGGACUUUAUACUUGAUCACCCCUGUGUCUUGGAUACCUUUGUGCAUCGUCCUAAUGUCCAAGGCAUUUUCAAGACAAUAGUGAAGUUAGCGUCCACGUUCACCGCUAAAAAGUUGUCCGAAGUCGUGAGAGGGCUUUCUCCCGGAGAGAAGCGAAGUUUGAGAUCAUUCCUUGCCAAUAUCAAACCAGUGCAACUAGGAAAAAAAGAGAGCAAUCUCAUAUGCUCCCUGCCGAUUUUUGAGACGUUCUCCAAAAGGUUUGUGUCCAAAAAUGAAGGUCUGUCAGCAGCGCCUAUCGAAUCUCUUCCCAUUCAACCACAACGAGAACUCAUUGACAUUUCUGAUGAAGAAUCUAGGAGUUUAGCUCUUCUUCUUAAAGUCCGGAUUCUUAAACUAACAGAAGUACUUUGCGAAAUAGUAUUUCCUGACAUUCAAAGCGGCAAGUAUAAUGGAGGGCAGAUUGAUAAGUUAAUGUCCUAUGUGCUCUCGAAUUUUGCACACAUCAUUCGUUCUGAUGCUCACUUCAAGCGUAAUAUACAAGCGUUGCCAUUUCUGCCAAAGGCGAAUCACAGAAAGCGAGUGAAGGGGUCGGAUGUCUUUGAUCCCAGAAAUGAGAACCUUAGGAAAUUAUUUGCCAACGAAAAUGUUUUUCCCGCCGGCCAUUUGUACAACGACUCUAUCGUCCUAAAUGUUUUGGAAGAAGUUGGAAUGAAGAGCGAAGCAGACGUCACUGCGAAAGACCUCGUGCAAAGCGCUAAAAACGUUAGCGUGCUUUCAGACCCUUCGAAAGCAAGAGAGAAGUCUCAUGCAAUUUUGCAACAUCUUGACCGUCAUCCGCAAAAACUUAAGAGCAAAAUUGAUGGCCAAGAGCUAGGAUCGCUACUGAUGAGAAUCCAGUGGGUGCCAAACUUGAGCGAGAAAACAUCAAACUUCCCACCUUCACUCCCAUGGUUUAAAACAGGCGAAGAAGGAGGGAGACACUUUUUUAAGCCGUCUGAACUGAAGAGCCAGCAGGUGAUCAAUCUCAUCGGAUCUGUAAAACCUGUCAUCACCUUUGAGCCGUCGAAUGAAAUUGCCGGUCAUUUUGGCUGGCUUAAGAAACCAGAAGUCUUGGACGUUGCUGAGCAUUUACAGAACGUAGUUAGGUGGUACACGGGUGAUGAGAAGGCAUACUACAUGGUUUUAGUGAAUGAAAUUUAUGCGUUUUUGAGCUGUGCAGACUAUGCUGAGGUCACAGAGGUGUUAAGCAAUUCGCAUUUCGACUGGGUAUGGAAUGGAGAUGGCUUUUCUUCACCAAGUCACGUACUUUCCAGUAAGCCAGCAAUUGACUUAACACCUUUCGUUCGCCUUCUCCCUUCGGAAAUGAUGAAGCACUCGCAGUUGUUCACCCUUUUUGGUAUGAGGACAAACAGCGAUCCAUCUCUUUUACUGCAAGUACUUGGCUUGAUUAAAGAAAAGUAUGACGGUAAAAAUUCUCCUGUUCUUAACGCCUCAGAAGUACGACACGAUCUCCAGUUAUCAGUUGAUAUUUUGAACGAACUGGCAAGUGAGGAACUAUCGCCAGAGCUUCAAAGAGAGAUCCUUCUGCCUGUCCGUGUCGAUGGAAACUUGUACGUCCGGCUUGAACCAGUCGAGCGCUGCAUGUACACUGAACGAAAGGAAUGGGUGCAGAGUGAAAGCGAAGACGGAGAGCAAAAAUACUUAUACGUACAUCAUAAUGUACCAAACAACACUGCUGUACGUCUGGGUGUUCCAUCGUUAACACAUCGAAUGUUAGACCCAGAUGAGCUGUCCAUUGGAGAAGAGUUUGGACAGGAGGAGAAGCUUACUACUCGAUUAAAUCGACUUCUAGAUGACUACAAAGAUGGCCUUGCAGUGCUAAAAGAGCUGGUACAAAACGCAGAUGAUGCUGGUGCCACUGAGGUUAAAUUCCUGUACGAUGAAAGAACCAACGAGGAUGCUAUGACCUGUCUCAUUGACGAUGGAAUGAAAAAAUGUCAAGGUGCUGCCCUCUGGGUGUACAACGAUGCAACUUUCAAAAGUGAGGACUUUGUUAACAUCACAAAACUUAAUGAAGCAACCAAAGUGCAUGACACCGCGAAGAUUGGUAGGUUCGGACUUGGCUUCAAUGCAGUGUACAACCUCACAGAUGUGCCGAUGUUUGUAAGUAAGAACUAUUUUGUCAUACUUGAUCCUAACACAUCUCACCUGGGAACUGCGAUCAAUAACAGAAAGCCAGGUAUGAAGAUUGAUCUGAACAAAGAUGUCAGAAAAUUGCAGACCUUUAGAAAUCAGUUCAAACCAUUCAAUGGCGUAUUUGGCUGUGAUUUAAGUCUUGACAAAGACGACUACUCGUACAAUGGUACGCUGUUUAGAUUUCCGUUGAGGACAAGAGAACAAGCAGCAGUCAGUGAGAUCAGAGACAAGUGUUACGACGACCACGAAAUGAGGAAACUGUUAGAAAUGUUUAUCGAGAAAGCAAACACGGUUCUUCUUUUUACGCAAAACGUAUUCCGUGUUGGAAUGUACUUUUUGCCAAGAUCUUCAGGGCAGAAUCUACAACCGUUGCUAAUGUUUCAGGUCAACAAAUCCCUCGCACAAGGAGGAAUACUGAGAGAAUUGUCUUUCCCCAUCGCACUACCAAACACUUCGCACAAACUGACUGCAGACCAGAAGAAGUUGAUGGUACAGUCUAAUUUCCUUCAAGCAUCAUCCAAGUUUAAAAAACUUCCCGAGAGUAAAACAGCCAGACAAAGUGAAUUCCCUGAAUCAUCCAUUAUAAUUGAUGUGGAAUGCUUUUUAACCCAGUUUGGAGCUAGUUUUUUUCAAAAAGAGAAGCUCCCUGGAAGAAAACGAGAAAGCUGGUUGAUCGUGUCCUCAAUGGGGUGUGGAGAGUCAAUGGAGUUUUCUGAAAGCGACCCUAGUCUUCUUCCGUCCGGAGGCGUAGCUGCUCAGUUAUUUAGUUUGGACUGCAAGACCUUUCUGCCCACACCAGCAAAGAGUGGAACGGUUUUUUGCUAUCUUCCACUCCCGAUUCACAGUGGCCUGCCAGUUUGCAUAAAUGGUGCAUUUGCAGUAGAUUCUAAUAGGCGUCGUUUGCAGGGCAAACUUGAAGACGACAAAAUAUGCUAUGGCGAGGAAUGGAAUAAUGUUCUAAUGACUGAUUCCAUAUCUACUGCUUAUCUGUGCCUCCUUGAAGACCUUAAGGAAAUUGUCCCCAAAGACGGACGUUAUGUUUUCCAUUCACUGUGGCCAAGGGCUUUUGACGUAAACGAGCAAUGCCGUUCUAUUACAGAGUCUUUCUACAAGCAAAUUGCUAAUGGAGCUCAUGCUCUGUUUUCCAAUGGAAAAAAAUGGGUUGGCAUUACUCAAGUGGUUUUUCUCCAUCCAGACCUUCGCAUGGAUCCUGAAAUUGGAGAAAUUUCGUUUUCUGUGUUUUGUGACUUCCCUAAAGGAAAUGAUGUGGUGAUUGAUUUGCCAGCCGAAGUAUUCCAGUCUUUUGAACGUUGUGAUCUGCUAAAUGUGCUAAGAAGUAAAACAUACGACAAGUUUCGAUUUUUCCGUGAAGUUUUCUUUCCAAACAUUUCAAGUGUUACUUCAGUCAAACGGGAUGUUCUUGUGCUAUAUGCACUAAAUCAAAACAGCAAAACGUUGGACGACUUGAUAAUAAAAAACUCCUGCGUUCCAGUGUCGCCUAAUGGAAAGAUUCUCAAGCGGCCGAGUCAGUUAGUGAAUCCCAAAAAAGAAGCUUCCUCCUUGUUUUUCCCAGAUGAUGGUAGGUUUCCCUUUGGCGACGAGAGUACAUUUCGCAACCCACAAGUGCUUGCCAAACUGGAGGUACUUGGAAUGAACUCACACGAUCUUCCUUGGGAGGACAUUGCAGAAAGAGCAGAGAGUGUCCAACGAGUUAAUUCAGUGGACAGUAAGGUGGCAGUUAAGCGUGCUAAGUUUUUGAUAGAAUUCGUACAAAAGAAGUUGAAGAUGAAAGAUAAAGGCUCCUCGGAAGGCGUCAUUUCUCGUAUUGUCAAAGCUGAGUUUCUCCCAGUACUAGAGAGAUCGAAAUCGUUUCCCCUUCGCUGGAAAAGCGAAGAAUAUCGAACAUCUCGAAGGCUUCUGGCAGCCCCAAGGGACAUUUUUCUUCCUUCCGACAAAUACUUGGUGUGUUGUACGGAGUUAGUUGUCGAUCUAGAAAUCCCCAAGAAGGUGACAGAAUUGCUAAGAUUACAUGAAAAAAGAGUUACUACAGAGCACGUGAUGAGACAGCUAACUGAAGCCAUUUCCGCCAGCAUUGGUAAAAUGGAUCGUAAGAGUUUAGACGAAGUGAGACGCGUUUGCAAAGAGGCUUAUUCUUUUCUACAAGAUAAUAUGGCCAACUGUACGCCCUCCGCUAAGGACUUCCUGUCUACGAAACCGUUCAUUUUAAUUGAAAGGCGCUUUCUCUCCGCAGAUGAGGUCGCCUUUGAGGUGAAGACCGACUGUUCCCCUUACCUUAAUAAACUUCCAGAAACUUUAUCCGAUUCUUACGCCAAACUCCUGAGAUUCAGCGGUGUUAGAAAGCAAUUCGAAGCGAAGGACUACAUUUCAGGUCUUCAAAAAAUAAAGCAAAAGGUUGCAGAGACACAACUCGAUGAGCAAACCUUGCAAGUGGCAGUCAAUAUGGCUAUCGAACUUGGGGAGACUGUGAAACGUUGUAAUGAGGAAUGGUAUGCCGGGGAGGAAAGCUCAAAUUAUAUUUUUCUUCCUGAUUCUGGAAGGAGAAUGCUUGCAGUGGCUGACCUUUGCUACAAGGAUUGUCCGUGGAUGCCUGAUGAUCCAGAGGAACAGUUCAUUCAUGAAAAAAUUCCCUGGUCGACCUGUAAACAACUGGGGGUUAAAACACGCCGAGAAGGGGCCUUGCAACAACACGAUAUUGGGUUUCCUUUUGGGCAAAAGGAAGAGCUCACAAAUCGAUUGAAACGGAUUUUGACAGGCUACCCAGGGGAGAAAGAAAUUUUAAAAGAGCUUCUUCAAAAUGCAGAUGAUGCACAAGCAACCGAAAUUUGCUUUAUCAAAGAUCCUAGACACCAUCCUGAUGAAAGAGUGUUCCAAGAGAGUUGGAAGCCUCUGCAAGGUCCUGCACUUUGUGUGUAUAACAACAGACCGUUUACCAGUGCGGAUAUUGAAGGAAUUUGUAACCUCGGAAAGGGCAGCAAAGGAGAAGAUCCCAACAAGACUGGUCAGUAUGGAGUUGGGUUUAAUGCUGUAUACCACUUGACUGAUGUGCCGUCAUUCAGGUCGAAGGGUGAAGAAAUUGGAGAUGUUUUCUGCGUGUUUGACCCCCACUGCAAGUACGUUCCGUGUGCCAGUGAUGCAAAACCUGGAAGAAUGUACAAAGACAUCGAUAAGUUGAAGAAGAAGUUUCCAGACGUUUUUCCCUGUUAUCUUGAGGAAUUGUUUCCCAUAAAGAAUGCAACCAUGUUUCGAUUUCCGCUUAAGUCUCAGGAAAUGGCUGAAGAAUCCAAAAUAUCAAAGAAACCUGUUUCCGUACAUCAACUUGAUGGAAUGAUGAAAGAUCUGAAGAUGGAAUUGUUUGAAGUUCUUCUGUUCGUUAACAAUGUGAGGAAGAUUAGCAUUGCAGGGAUAGACAGAAAUGAAAAACUGGCAGAUAUCUACUCCGUUGAAGUUGUUAUGACUCAAGAAGCUGAGAGAAUAAGGCAGCGUUUCGCUGAUUACAUGAAGCAAGUUGGAAAGAAAGCCAAGCACGAAGAUUUCCUCCCUACAAGUAUACAGACGAAAAAGUGCAUUUAUACCAUGACACUUCGUGACAGCGUUGGUGAGGAGGAGACUUGGUUGAUUGUACAACAGGUCGGCUUUGAGAAGCCUGUGGAAAAGAGUAUUGUUGACGCCUUCAGAGACGAAAACCUUGGGAUGCUACCUCGGGGUGGUGUGGCUUGCCUUUUAAGCAGCAGCAGGUCAUCUGGGCAACGGAAAGGUAAAGAUGGUAAAGCGUACUGCUUUCUUCCACUACCCUUUAGAACCAAUUUGCCCGUUUAUAUCAAUGGUCACUUUGCUUUGGACCAUGAGGCCAGAAGAAAUUUGUGGCGGGAUGAAGCUGGUGGCUAUCGGAGUGACUGGAAUAAAGCCCUGCUACGUGAUGUGAUCACCUCCUGCUACCUCACUCUCCUGGACAAGGUACGAGGAUACAUUCAGCUGCCAGUUGGGCAGGAUGCUGCAGAUCAGUAUUCCACCUUUAGCAAAAGUGAGAUCACCAAAAGGCUAAUUUCCUAUGAAAGACUUUUCCCCAGGUAUCCCCUUGAAGAUUCACACUGGAGGAUGUUAGCUGAUUCCGUGUACCAAGAAAUGAGCAACAAGGAGAUGCGCCUAAUUCCAGUAGUGAGAUCUUUGAAACAAAUGUCAAAUGCCCGUGCUAAAAAUUUGAAAUCAGUAGUAACAUGGUUUCCACCGCAAGGUGCUGGCAAGAACCAAGUGUUCUUCAACAAUCUUGAAAUCGAAGGCUGCUUUUCUGCACUUUCUCUUAGGCCAGAUAUUGAAGAGGAGGAAAGGAGGAAGAAAGAUGAAGCCCGGAUUAGGCGAAAACAGCAAUUCGAAGAAACGAUGCUACGAACUGGGUUCAAUUUGGUCACACUAUCAAUCACCGUCUUCCGUUCAUUCAAAGAAGCGGGAGUAGAGGUUUGCUGUCUAUGUCCUGUUGUUAUUAUGGACUUCUUCAAGUCGUUCAGUGAAGUUAAUCCGCUUUGCAGUAUUGGCGAGAUCCCGUUUCCUAUCGACAAGACUCCAUUCAAGGACCAAGAGGCAUUAAUUGGCAUUCUAAAGUACUGUAGGGCCAAUGAAUGUUUUCUGGAGAAUCUCGCGGGUCUUCCGUUGCUUCUCACACAAGAUAACUACUUACGCGUAUUUAGCGAGAAAGAACCUCGGUGUUUGAGUCAUUAUUACGAUAUUUUACCACGAUCUCCGUCGUUGUUUGUGCACAACAGAGUCCACUGCGAAGUUUUCAACAAUGUUGAUCUCAAAAAGACCCCUGUAUUCCGACCCCUGGAUGUACAAAUACUCUCGUCAAAUUUGCACCUUGCGCUUCCCGGAUGCUUCUGUAGCGAGGAUCGCUAUAUGAGGUGGUCUCCUGAAGAUCCGAAGUCUCCUUUGCCGAAUCGUCGCUGGAUUUACAGAGUCUGGAACUUUUUGGAGAGAUUUUCCAGCGAAACAUUGAAAGAAUCAGAUGUAGCAGACGAAAACAAAAUUUCGUUCAUUCGUGACCUGCUCAAGCCGUUGUCUAAAUGGAACAUUCUUCCAGCGACAGAGAAAAGCGUGUCUGUAGAUCAUUAUUUAGUGCCUCUGAAAAUGGCGGAGUCGGUUCUUGAUUUUGGUGAUUGUGGUCAGUCAAGCAAGAAGUUGGUCGAGGCUUUGAGAUGUUUGACAUUACCUGAGCUUAACUCGGUUGUGAUGGCAUCCAGUAGCGUUGAUACGUCAUCCUACACUAAUACGGAUUCAUACAGGUUCGCUUGUAAUAUUGUGGCGACAUUGAAGACACCUCAUUCACUUUUAAAGGCGCUGAAUCAGAAACUAAAGACGAAUCCUGCCUCCCUUAGUGGUAGACUAAAGAGCACUGAGGCUGAAAGCAUUCUUGGUUAUUUUAGCCGUAGUGUCAAGGAUUUAGUAGACGACGACAAAGAAGCACUAAGAAAGCUUCCUUUCUUUCCAGUGGCGGGCGGAAGGCUUGGAGAAGUACAGGAUAGAGACGUCUUUGUCCUACCUGGUGAGAUCCCCAAGGACGAGAUGGAUGCUGUAGAAUCCAGAGUUGGCUGUUUGUUUCUAGAACCUCGUCAAAGUCUGUCAGACUUGUAUGAAUUCCUCGGAUUUCACCAAUUAUCACCAGCAAAUGCAUAUCUAAAAUUCAUCCUGAAAUGCUUUCAGCAUCUUAGUUUUGAAGGAAAGUUGGCCCAUCUCCGAUAUCUGCGGGGCUUUGUUUUCUCAACAAGUGUACAAGGAAAGGAAAAUGAAGAAUUUGAAAAGAAACAGCUGCUGGAUUACCUGAAAAUAGUUCCAACCAUCUCAGCCGUGGAUGGCUCAUUGAAGACAGCAUCCAGUUUUUACGACCCUCGGAAUGAAGUUUUCCGUACUAUGUUAUCAGCAGACAGUUUCCCAACGGGAAUUUUCAACACUAACGAAUGGUUGCCCUUUUUGGAGAAAAUAGGCUUAAUAACAAACGUUUCGCAAGAUGAUUUUGUGAAGUUCGCUUCCCAAGUUGCUAGUGAAGCUGAAACAGCCCGCACUGAAAAGACAUACAAGAAGUCUGAAGUUCUAGUGCAUAACCUCAUUUCUUGGCCUAAUGUUGUAGAAGAAGGGCUCUUACCUCUUGUUCGUAACAUUCCUUUUGUGGCGUCAGAUCCAGUAAAAGAAUCCCUAAAAGCACUAUGCCCACCAUUUGGUGAAAAGAGGAGUGGUGAAAUUCCAUUUAUUGCAUUUAGUGGUACAGUAUUCAGAGAUCAUGAAGAAAUUGUUUGGACCAAAGCGUUUUUGCUUCCAAAUUGGGCGGAUCCAAGGUUUAAUUACGGAGCCCUUGCAAGUGGGUGUCCUCAUCGAAAGACAGAGAAGUAUCUCAAAAGUUUCCUGGCUCAGCUCAACGUCAUUAAGGAGCCAUCAAUUCGACUUGUCAUCGGCCACUGUCAGACGGUAAGUGGCGUAAGAGAUCUCAGAGAUAAGAUCCCUUCAACUGUCACAAAGGUCAUGGAACGCAUUUACACAUUUCUGCAGCAAAAGGCAGCCAGUGAACCUGAUUUGAAUAUCUUGCUCCAAAGCACACGUUGUAUCUUGGUGGAGCGAGGGAAAAGGUUCAUCCUUCCUAAACAAGCAGUCCUCGAGCUCUACGAGGAUCUCGAGAUAAAGCCAUUCCUGUACAGAGUGCCUCCUGAAUUUGGCAAGUUUCAGUCUUUGUUUAAGCUUCUGGGCUGCUCCAAGACUGUAACCUCUACACACUACGCUAUGGUCUUAGAGCUUUUGCAGAAAAACUGCCAAGAAGCAAAGCUACAUCCAAACGAAGUCCAGAUGUCUUCAAAGGCGGUUAGAGGACUAUUUAACAGUGUGCAAGACGAUGAUGAAAGUGUAAAAACGCUCCCUAAAUUGUACCUACCAGCAGUGUCUCCAGAAUCCGGCUCUCCGAACAAACCACUAGAAGCUAACCCUGUUACUUUGCGUCCAUCCGAAGAGCUUAUAUUUGAUGACGCUCCAACCUAUGGCAGUCGGAUUCACGGGAUUGACCAGCUGUUCGUCCCAGACCUUAGCCUGAUGGAAGUAACCUUAAAAUCAGCCAUGACGAGCUUUAAAGAUCUCAUGAUGAAAUUGCCUGCCUCUGUACAACCACGAAUGUUGUCGUCAGUGGUGAAAGAGAAGCUCAGCUCCCCAGACAGCCUAGAAGUAGUGUCAAUUGAGGCAGUGAAUGCACUGAAACGGCAACUCACGUCUGUGCAGUUUGGACAUGGAUUUGCGAGGAUCAUAAGACACGUCAAUUAUCAGAAGAAAGGCUUCGACGAAGGGGUGAUAGCAGGUGUUGAAAGGGGACUCCGCAGCAUCGAGCUCUUAUCCGUAAAAGGCCUUAAAACGUCACUUUAUCACAAUGACAUCCUGAUUCCUGAGAGUGAGCAAUCAGUGGUGUAUUUCAAAGAGAGGUUGGAGCUACCUGGCAAGGAAACGUGGAGAGUUUACAUCAAUGCGCUAACUGGAAUAGAUGAAACCUUUUGGGCAGUGGUAACCAACAUUAUUGUGGAAAUGUACGGCGAAUUCCUCGGUAAGAAUUCCUAUGUCAUUACUAGUAUGUUACGUUGUUCUCCAACGGGCAUCUGGUCACUCUUGGACAAGAUGGGUAUAAGAAAAGAUGACAGUUACGGCGCAGCACAAAUGAAAAUCUAUCCUGAACCUGGUACCUAUAUUCCAGUUGAAGAUCAGCAUCUCUUGAAUGACGCUUUUGAAGAAUUUGAACCUGGGGAAUACGUAGGUUAUCAGCUGCAUGACCCAAGUCUACAACAGGAGGAAGGCACUGCAAUCUACAUCUACGCUAUAGUUAUUGAGGAGGUAUCAAACACAGAUGCUGGGAUGUUGUUGAAAUCAUACAGAAUCGACAUCGGGCAUGACAAGGAGCCGGUUGUGGUCAGUGCUGCUCGCUUACAUAAAUUUCACCGAUUAGAGGAGAUAUUUGACGAACAAGAAGGUUUACACAAAGAUAUAGAAGAGGUGUGUAAAGAGAUCUCUGCCACUCUCGAGCUCGCAUGGGAACUGCCAGAGGAAGAGAGAGAUCAAAUUGUCAAGCGUUUUUUUUUGCGUUGGUUUCCAAAGGAGAAUAUCCGUAAUUUGGAGUUGUUCACAGCAGCUUUUCAGCACUUAAAGAGUGAGAUUUCUAGACUCGGUGGUUUUAACCUUGCUUUGUUUGCUCCAUGGGAAGCCCUUGUAAGAGAACGAGACAAUCAGAGAGAAACUUACCGAGAAAACUACUGCAAAAAGUUUGGUUCGUGGAAGUCUUCGUCGGGCCAUAGGUCAGGAUCCAGUUUUCCUCCAAGUUUCUGUCAUCAAAAUUCUCAACCAGGAGAGGCCAAGCGCUGGUUCAGACAAGCUGAAGCUGACCUUGAGGCUGGCACCGUGGAAUUAUCCUUCGGGAGAGAUUCAUAUGAAUGGAUUUGCUUUAAAUGCCACCAGGUUAACCUUCGUUUUGUCUUGAUACAUUUGAAAUGAUACUGCCCCAGCCGUAGGUCUUAAUUAAAGGUUUAGAGAUGCUAAAAGCGCUAGAUUGUAAUAGAAUGAACGAGCUAGGUCUAGAUACAAAAAUCCCGAAAAAUGGCCCAAAAAUCUAUCCGGAAAUUCUCCAAAAAUGUCUAUAAAUCCCAAUUUUAUCAGAAAAAAUCUCGAAAUUGAUUCUAAAAAUUCCGACUUAUCCAAUUUGUUUUCGAAAUCAUCACAUUUGACUCUAACUUUGACAAGGUCGUGCUUGGAGACUUAAUAGGGAGCUUAAGCAACUACGAAGACGACCACAACGACAACUUCAAAAAACUAUAGGUUUAAUGAUCAAAACAACAGCUCGGCACUUGCAUCACGCUCUUUAUUACAUUUCUUUGACGUCCACUGCACGACUACGACAUGAAACCUCCUAAUUUGACGUUUUAUGCGUGACGUAGACAUACGACGACAAAAUUUCCUUCCUCAUUUUGAACCUGAAUAAAAUUCUUAAGAAUUCAACUCCAGGAAAAGUCGCCAUCAUUUGACAUAUAUUGAGCCGGUCCAAAUAGACGCGAUUAAGUUUGAAGGAAAGCAAAAUUUUUUUUAGCGACGUUUUCACUGCCUUCGUCGUAGUCGUUGCUUAAGGUCCCUAAUAUUUUUUUUCUGACCGAAGGCAAAAUGCAAAUUCGUCUCAAACACGAUUGCUAAAGGGAAUUACUGAGCCUCAACAUCUUAAGCAAGUAAUUGAAGCUCCAAGACGCAUCACGGAUCACUCCGAAUCUCUUAUUGACCUAUGUUUUACUAACGCUCAGCAUAAAGUUAUCGAGUUAUCGUUUGAGCGAUCAUUCUUUGAUUUACUGUCUUGAAGAGCGGUCGCUUAGCCAAUUACCUUGGCAUGUGGCUUUAAACAACCAUGAAGAUAUUGAUGACUGUGUCCACACCUGGAGUAAACUGUUCUCAAAGGUUGCUGAAGGCCAUGCUUCAAUAAGAACAAGCCGGGCCAGAGGUUUUUCUAUUCCUUGGUUGAACCCUCACAUUACCCAACUUAUGAAUCAGCACAAUUACCACCUGAAGAAAGCCAAGGGAAAUAAAUGCAGCACUCACUGGCGUUUAUACCGUGAUCUAAGAAAUAAAAGUCACCCGAAUCAUCGAGAAAGCAGAAUCCGAUUAUUACACUAACCUAAUAACAGAUAGUAGUAAAUCAGGCGCUAAAGACUUUUGGACAGCUUUCAAACAAACUCUUCCCUCUGCUAAAACGUCCUCUAGAAUUAAGUCUGCUAGCUGAUAGCACCCUCCUCACCUCAGCCCAUUCUAUUGCCUCGGCUUUUAAUGCUUUUUCGUAAACGUGGAGAAGUCCCUGGCGGAAAAGAUUCUUCCUGAACCGUAUACAGCUAAAACUACGAACUGUCAUUCUACCUUUUCAUUACAAACGAUUAGUGAAGAUUUUUUUCAAGAUCUAUCAAUCUUUUAAGAACUAAUAAGGCGGUUGGUAUUGAUAAAAUCAGUGCAUGUCUCCUAAAAGAUGUUGUAGAUGUUAUUACUCCUACUUUAACAGCUCUGUUUAAUUAAUCUCUUCAAACAAGAUCUUUUCCUUCUAUAUGGAAAACAGCGAAGGUUAUACCCUUGUUCAAAGAGGGCGAUAAAAAGAAUGCUUCUAAUUACAGGUCGAUCUCCAUUUUACCGACCUUGAGCAAACUCCUAGAGAAGGCGGUUCAUACUCAGCUAUAUGCCAACUGGUUUGGAUUUAGAUUGAAGUCAUCUACUGUUACUGCCGCUUCUCAUCUUUCUGAUCAAAUCCUUUACUCCUUGGACACUGGUCGCCUGACUGGUGCUGUGUUCUUGGGCCUCGCUAAAGCGUUCUGCACUGUUAAUCAUACAAUAUUGCUUCAGAAGCUUUGAAGUCUUGGUGUUGAUGAUACUGCCAUAGCCCGGUUUACCUCAUUUUUAACGCAUAGAAAACAAGUGACCUCUGAAAAUGCCCCUGUUUCGAUUGAUGUUGCGCAAGGUUCUAUAUUAGGCCCAUUAUUAUUCAUAAUUCACAUGAAUCUUCUACCAGAUGUUUUGCAGUUCUGCCAAGUCACUUUAUAUGCGGAUGAUACUGUUCUAUACCUUGCCUCUAAAUCUGCUGCGGACUUACAACGCAAGAUUAAUGCUGACGUGGGGCGUAUGUGCAAAUAGUUUCGGGCUAACCAAUUCACUCUGAAUGUCAAGAAAUCGAUCUUUUUUUUACCUAUAUGUAGUAGUUCCCGCCUAAGUAAAGAAGGGUCCAUCCAUAUUCCUGCUGAUAAUGUCCCUCUCGAUAAUGUAGACUCUUAUACGUACUUGGGUAGUGUGAUCAACAACCAGUUUACCUGGAAUGACCACAGAGAUUACAUUUGUGGUAAGAUCAGCAACAAGUUUGGUCGUAUCUUGCCUCCCCUUCCACGCCAGAAUUACGUUUUUUAAAUAGUUUUAUCGUACCUCUUUUUGACUAUGGGGAUAUCAUUUGGGGUGAUCGGGGAAAUGCCUCCUUGGUGUCUGAUCUACGAGUGUUGUAAAAUAAAGCAGUGCGUCUCAUUUUUGAUCUUCCUGCGCAUUCUUCCGCAUCCAAGGCACUUAAGAGACUUGGCUGGAAGCCCUUAUUACGGCGUACAAUGGAACAUCAAGCUAUUUUUAUGUACAAGUUACUUUACAAUCAUUUUUGCUGCUCGAUCCGAGUUUCAUUUAACUGUGAUUUUCAUGAUUAUUAUACACGGUCAAGAAAUGACAUUCGCAAAUCCAGUGCCACAAGGCGCUGGGGUCACUGGUCGUCAGUUAAUUUUAAUUCCAGUAUUUGGAACUGUGUAGACACUUCCUAAAGGGAAGCAGAGACACUUUCUUCUUUUAAAUGUGGCCUGUCUAAAGCAAUUUUGUGAUAUGUAUAUGUACAUAUAUAUGUAUUUAAUCAAAUAUGUGUAUGUGAAUUUUUUUUUCAUUUAUAUUUUUUUUCAUAGUCUUGCAUUUUUUGACUAGUGUUUAGUCUUUGCCGAGUUUUCUUUUGAGGACCUAACUGUAAACCACUUCUUGUGGCAUUGGCACUCUUCAUUAAAGAUUGCUUUUUUCAUAAUUUGUAUAAAAUGCAGGAUUCUUGCAACCUGCGCAAUUUGACUACAAGUCCUGUGGUCAAAUUGCAUGCAAACACCUUAACUUCAAACUGAUUCCAAAUGAUAAUUCAGUAUUCACUAGAUAAUGUAAGUGGUUUGUCUCGUUCAUGUAUUCAGUUUAUCUCUCAAAAAAAUGAUAGCGACAAUGAGCACUAAAUAGAGUUUGACAUUUCAUGUGGCACAACCGAGGCCAAAAACAUGAAGACUGUAUUUUUCUAAACAUUAUCGUCUAAAAAUCCGAAAAUUCUGUAAAAAUCUCAUUUGACUCUGAAAAUCCUUUAAAAAAAACGGAUUUUUGUAUCUAGGCCCAGAACGAGCAAAGUCUGCACGAAACGUACCUGGGUCCAGCACAAAGAAUUUUAAGUCCACUCUACAGUCAUUCCGUCUUUAACCUUUUUAAUUAAUAUUGAAACGGAGUGUGCUGCAUGGCAAAAACGACGAUUCAUAAAUUAAAAGCAUGGAAAACCGUAGCAAAAACGUAUAAACACUUAUCACAAAAUAGCGACGUAAACAAUGGAAACAAACUUUCAAAGCAAAAGUAGGACAUAAAAUUAUAGUAGUUGAAUUGCAGUUAAGAUCAGUCUUCAAAGUCUAUAUGACGCUUGCUGAGGGAAUGAAAGUCAACAACGCGCGAAAAUCAUAUGCAUACGUUUAGCCAAAAGAGUUCUAGAUUUUCUCACCGAGCACACGAGUCUGAAUAUUUAAAGUGCACACCAAUCCCAGGGCUUCUAAAGGGCAUUUUAAGUCCCUCCAAUACGAUAAGGAUGCUACUGUAGGUGCUUUUAUCUUAUGUUCGUUGUAGCGCUCCUUCCCCCAUACAGAAAAAAAAAUGAUAACCAAAUGAAAGAACGAUUUGCUGAAAGUGGAGCUGACGUAAAGUUUCAUUGUGGUGCAUCCAGCCCUAUCAUGGAAAUGCCAAACAAAAAUACCCUUUAAUAGCUUCUUUCCAUUUGAUCCUUCCUAUCUAGCGUUAUUAAAGGCCUGCGUACAUGAGGUGAGCCAGCCCGGUUUGCUGGGCUGGCCUGCUUGACCAGGCUGGCUCGGCUCAUACCUUGUUUCCUCAUAAAAUUUACGUUGUGUUUAUAUGAGAAGAAGGGCUGGCCUGCUUGCCGAGAUCCCGGUUGCUCGAGUCAAGAUCUUGGCAAGCGGGCCAUCAUAUCCGCCCUCUUAUUUAAGCACAACGACAAUUUUAAGAGGAAAUAAGGUAUGAGCUGAGCCAGCCUGGUAAAGCCUGCCAGCCCGGCUAGGCUGGCUCACCUCAUUUAAAAAGGCCCUAAGUUACGUGUGGUUGUUUAUGUCUUUUCAGGCAGCGGAAAAGGCCCUGAAAGCCUUGCAAUAUAAAGUGGAUGCAAACCAGAAGACGAAUGACCACAAUUUGUGUCAAAAUUGCUGUGAUAUCAAUGACCAUAGAUUAACCCAGUUGGCAGUUGAACUGGAAUGUGUUGUGGUAAAUUCAGCACACAUGCGAUAUCCUGACACCAUGUCAUACCCCAAGAUACCAAAUGACGUGUAUACAGCACAAAAGGCAGAGAAGGCCCUGAGCUUAGCAAGAAAUAUUGUGGAGAGAGUGAAAGUCAAAUUGACUUAAUUAAGGUAAUUUAACUCUCAAGUACCGGUAUGUAGUUGACGGCGCCAAUGGGAGACGUGAUGAAACCAACACCAGCUGACGUUAUGAACCCACUUACACUGUUGGGGAAGUAGUCAUAUUCGAGAUUCGUUUUUAGUUCUUACCAUUUUGCUAUAAGCAAUAGGCCCGCUGCAACUAACCAUUCACGUGGUACAAAACCGCCGUGCUGAAGAGCAAGUGACGCACUGGGACAGGCCAAACAAAAAAACUUACAUCAUUUAAGGUUAUCAGAUACCUUCGAGGGUGUCUCACGCGCAAGUAAUGUAGCGCGUUCCGGUUAAACUGCAGAUACCGAAAAACCCAUAUCAAAUUAAAGCUUAUUAAACUAGCUUUCUUAAUAAACCAUUAUUAUUUUAUUAUUAUUUCCCAUUGUUUCACGAUUAGGGUAUCGGAGGGCUGCUACAUGAACCCAUCGAACAAAUUUCCUCGGAGUUAUAGCUUCUUAAAGUGUCCCCCUCUGAGCGGAAAGUAUAUGUCGAGAAAAAGGCGAUUAAAAAAUCCCUCGCUUCGUAAAAAAACCCCGCCCACAAAUACUUCCCAGCAAUCUGGGCCAAUCAGCGCUUGGAUAAGACAACAACUGCUCUAUUUUCGCGCACUUUUUAUUUUCAAACAGCUUCGUGUUUCGACUUUCGAGCCACGUUUGCGUUGGGAUAAAUAGUGAGAUCAACUUUUAUUUUUCACGGCUGUUGAAAUUAAAGACCACAAAUACAGCCACCGCUAGGUUGAAAACCAAACCGGCCGAUAGAAUGAAAAGAAGAAAAGACAGUCCGGCGGCUUCUACUGAGCCCGGACAAUUAACAAAGAUAGAGGAUGAGAUAAUUUAACAGCGAUGCAACUGAUUGGGUAACCGGUAGUUUUCUUUUGUGUCUUGUUUAGCUUAAGUUUCUCUUUUACUACAUUCAUUUGGCAAAUAACUGAGACAAUUAAAACUUAUUCAUGAUUUUUAUGUAGGCUGACUCUGACUACUUUUAGUAAACAUGAAGCGCUCCACUCAACUAAGACGAAUGGUGGAAACGUUCUUUUUCAUUUGUUGGUAUUGUCAAGAUGCCUUUUGAAACUUUGCUUUUGAAAAUACAUUUCUUUCCGUUGCUUCUUUUAUAUUCUUCUAUCGUGUCGUUGUUCAUUAAGAUUCCCUUUCGCCCUUCACUUUUUGCAUUUUGCGCUGUUUAUAAUUUGUCCAUGGACAAAAAAAAAGAGAGAACGCUGCGUCGAUUCGCUAACUAAAAACGUAACAUUUCCGACUGUUCAUCCACCGGCCAUGGAAAUUCCCGCGAAAAACACCAUAGGGCUGUCAAUCAAAAAGAGUAACUUUUGCUUCCGGUGCAAACGAAAAACCGUCAUUUCUCCGCCAAUAUUUACUCUUUUCCAUUUUUUCUGUUCUUCUCAUAAAGAUCACACCAAAGACUUUACUAUUCGCCAAAAAUCAAAACUCUAACAAAAUUUUUCGUCUGACGAUAACCGGUAACCUUAAAAUGGUCGUAAUUUCCUUUGUUUGUCUUCUCCCAAUGCGUCCCUCUGCUCUUCAGCAAGGCGGUUUUGUACCACGUGAAUGGCUAGCUGCAGAAGGCCUAUUGCGCAGUAUAAUAUUCUGGGAAAUUGCCCUCCUACCCCUUGUCGCUAACCCAACAUUUUUUCUAAGUAGGAAGUUAGUUAACGCUGGGUUAGAGGAGAGGUGGGUAGGCAGUUGCCUAGAAUCUAAAUGCUGAUCCCAUAGAACAAUUUGACGGAAUGACACGAGCUGCUAUCUUGGCAUCCGAUUGAAGUUACCCAUACGUUUCACAGAUUUCAACAAACUAAUAACUUUCAUGUUAGCUUUUCAUUGAUCUUCGCAUUUUAUGAACCGGGCUGACUUCCCUAUUUUACGCUGAAAUAGAAGAUAUGAAAAGAUAUGAAGAUAUGAAGUGUCUUCUUUUCUUUUACAGUUUUCCUUCUAUUUUUCAAAGAUGAGUUGCGAAUCAGACCACAUUGAAAGUGGAGUACAUCUGGAGUUCCAUUCGACGUGUAUCUUAGAAGAAGUUAGACUAAUUUAUGUCAGUAGAGAAAAUGCUCGAGUUUAGUCUCAUUGUAAUGCCAGCUUAAGGCCCGUCCACAUUAUUUUCAGAUCAUUUUUUUUUCUGCUUUUGCAUACAGUCCACACUGAAAAGAUUUUUUUGCUCACCGAAAAAUAAUCUUCAGAUUGGAAGAAUAUGAAAACCUCGGCUAGGUGGUUUAGGGUGCGUGGAUGGUCCAAAACGCUGGCGUCAAAAUAAAAUGGCCAUGUUAUCGCCUUGCUGGCGUGCGUUGAAGUGACGUUUGUAUACCAUCCUAUUCGAGCCGAGUGUCGAGGAAUUGUCUCUUUUUUGAAGUUUUCCGGAUUACUGUGGACGGUAUAAAGCAUUGAAAUGACAUCCAAAUGAUAGUGCAUUUUUCACCCGUUUUCAAAUCGUUCAACUUGUGGAUGGGGCUUGUACAUUGGGUGCGGCCUCUACAUUAUGUGGGCCGCUGCAUGUUAGACAAAAACUUUAAAACGCUGUCAGUGAAGCUGGUGAAGUACAGCGUCAAUAGCAACUGUGAAAAUAAGUAAUGGUAACAGGACUGAGUGGAGUCCCAAUUCGGUCUGUAAUAAUCAUGAGUGAUUAACAAAAGCUUUGUUUAAUCACGACUAUGAUUACAAACCGAAUUGGACGACACGAAGUUCUGUUACCAAUUAAUCAUAACUUUAACAAAAUUCUUGAUAUAUCAGGCUCUUUUUAAAUUCAAAACACAAGAAAUUCCAAGGUUUUUUUUGCUAGCCAUGAAAAAGAAAAGCCAUUUAAGCGUGCGUGUGAUGGUGCAUACUGUCCAAUUACUUAGGCAUGACGAGUACUAUUAAACAGUCCUAUUAAGACUGAAAUCAGGGCAGUUGACAACCAAUCUGAUUUGAGAAAUUUGUUAUAGUUAUGAUCAUAAAUAAUAACGUAGAGGAUAUUAGUCCGUUUUAGUUUUGUAGAACAACAGUCGGCAUAGCCUUAUCAUUUACAAAGGUAGCACAAGUAACAAACGUUUCUUGUAUUAUGUUGCUCUUUUAACCCUUUUUCAUAUUCUUGUUGCCUGUAAUUUUAGGCUUAGGAUCUAAUCUUGAGUUUCUUGCACCAUCAAGAAAACAUUUUAAAGGAUUUUUAGAGGGUUUACUUAAAGUACCAAACAGUCAAGAGUUUGUUUGUUUGUUCGUGUUUUGAUUUAGUAACGUACAUGUACACUGACAUCGCUACUCUGAGGAGUGACGCCGCCGAAAACGUGAUUCUAUGGUUCAAGGGGACACAUCUCGUUCGAAGCCUUUGGUAUCGAAAUUUGACAGUUUUGCAGUCUAUUGAUUUGAAAACUGUUGUGAAUAUGCUUAAGAUCAAGAAAAUUGAACAACUGAGUUGAAUAGGAGUGGGUUUUUUUUGUGCUUUUUCCUUAUAUUAGACAAGUGUAUGAUUGAUGACAUCUAACAAUUUGUGGAAUGAUCAAAAUAUCUAUAGUACUAUGUACAUGAAGACGUAUAAGGUUAUGUCCACACUUUACCGGUUAGCCUUAUUUCCAUGCCGAAAGGAAGACCUUUCCGGUAUAGUGUGAACGUAGCCUUAACCUAUCUGAUAUGUGACGCUCCACUUUAGAGAUCGGCGCGGGCGCAGCUUCGCUCCGUUACGGAAAUCGCGCCGAAACCACCGUUCUUGUGUGUGAACAGAAGCCCUAUCCGGUAAAAUUUCAACAUAGCCUGAGGACCAGUUAAGAUUAGGCGAUCACCGUCUGUGGCUUGUUUUAAACCACCUUAGUAACAGAACCUAUGUGUAACCAGAAGCCCCAUCCAGUAUGGUUUUGGUGCCGGCGGGAUAGUUAUUCGGUAUAGUGUGAACAUAACCUAAGUAGCUGAUGUGGGUGAGAAUAUGACAAUUUAUUAUAUAAACACCAAUGAAAUACCAGGUGAGCUUUCGCACGAAAACUUGAUAUCUUUACGUGUGAAAAUAACAUGUUAUCUUCACAUGUGAAAAUAUCACCGUUGCUAUGGCUACAUAAUAGAUCGCGCCUUUCACACCAGAAAACUAUUAAAGUGAAAUGGUUUGGUAGUUCAUUGGUGUUUAUGUAAUAAAUAGAACAUUACAUGGCCG
Molecule: messenger RNA, 29669 nt
Organism: Porites lobata
Lineage: Eukaryota; Metazoa; Cnidaria; Anthozoa; Scleractinia; Poritidae
Source: the annotation of a GenBank genome assembly